UGGGUAUCUUUUGCUCGGCUAAGGUCACGUGCAGCUUGGUCACAUGCUUUCGAGUUUAUUUCGCGUGGACCCUUCGGCAUAAGUUUGCCCCGGUUGCCAUUGCCUGGGCCCCGCAUCGCCCCAUGGGCUUUUAUCGGCUCUCAAGUUGGUUAACCGCUGACAUGAAUCAAGACUCCUCCAGCAGCUACAUAGGUACUAUCACGACGAAUUGCGGACGGUCAAGCAUUCAAAGCAUAACUCUGUGCCUCUUCUGAUACGAAACCGUUGAACUUCGAUCUCGCUUUGAGAUUUCUUCUUCAUAGAUGAAUUAUUACUCUUUUUGACAACUUCAAUCUGCCUGUCUACGGCGCGUGCCGUUGCGCUAGAGGCGCAGCGUUAACUAUCCAUACCCGUUUGACAAUGUCUUCCAGAGAUUCUUUUCUGUCUUCGCCACCUCGCGCCGGAUCUUCCGGUCAAAAUUUCUCCUCGUCCUCCCCAUGCCUCCCCUCUCUCGAUGAGAUAUUUCUCAAGAAGAGCCACAACAAGUCUCCCUUGCAUCCUAGGAAUCGCGCUGCACCCGUCUCACAUAAUACCCACACGUUCACAAGCGCUGCAAUUCUUCUGCGAGAUACCCCUAAACCUGAUAUAGAUAUCGAGGAACUCACCAACUCGCCACCAUUACGAACGAAGAGCCACACAGCAUCUACACCAUACAAUACGACGUUCACAAGUGCUGCAAUUAUAUUGAGGGACGCUCCUGAAAUCGACAUAGAUACUGAGGAAAUCACCGAUUCGCCACCCCGAAGGGAAAAAGAAAAGAGCACGAGCGGCAAACGGAAUACUUCGAAACCUAAUAUAUCGUCAGUCGUUAGAAACUCAACAGAGCCCGUCAUUGCGAUUGGAUCUUUAUCUCCGAAAGAUAAGCCAUGGCAAAAGUUCAUAAGUGAAGCGUCUACGCGGGAUGGUGACCAGCCCUUACGCUCCCAAUGUGCGAAGAGGCCGACUACAAGAAAGCUCUCGGGCAGGGCUUUUGAGUCGAUACCUAAGCAUCAUUCUACGGGGAAAGAGGUGUUCUUAUCUGAAGAUACUUCUAGUGGUGUGAAAAACAAAAAUAGUACGGAAGAUGUGCUGGACGGAGUUGUUUCCGGCGCCGAACAAGAACUUGCUCUUCCUCGUCGGGGCGAUUGGACUCCUCCAAGAGCGAAUGAUCCUAUUGUGCUUCAUUCCGACUCAGAUACUCGAGAGCUUGUCUCGUCGGUCGAUAAGGAGCCGGUAUCAAAAGACGUGUUUCAAAACUUACAUAGCCAGUAUGGAAGAAAAGAUGUGGAGUUGGCACAAAAAGCAUGUCAACAGCCCAAAGACGAUUUUCUAAAGAAACGCAAACGCAUUGAAUUGAUAUCUAUAGGUCAAAAUCAUGAGAGUUUGAACUGCCAUCAAGGCGCUCAAUCACUAGACGUACAGCAGCCAGAGGAACAGACGAAGCGGGCAGAUCUUCAAACACCCGUGCCCAAGAAGAAGACCAGGACAAUCACUGAACUUGCGAUAGCUCCUUUCGCAGCCCCACUUCCAUCCGACAUUGAACUUGCAGGACCAGCAACUAAAGAGUCGAUGCUGGAUUAUUUCGAUGUCGACGGUGCCGUUAAGGCGCUGGUUGAGCAUCAAUCGGCUGUCAUGUCUCAAAGAAAACCUAAGGCUAAAGAGACGAAGAAGCCAUCCAAGACAAGACGCAAAACAAAAGGGGGCACAGAGGCCAACCCGAUUUUAUUGUCUCCAAGCACCGCCUUGAAGCAGUCAUCGAAUCAAGAUUUUCUUUUUGGAACUUCCAGCCAACUCGUACAGGAAGAUUCUCCAACGACCUUGAGAGAUAUUCAGGCUGCUAUCCGUGCGUCCAAUAGCCUCAAUUCUGUCCCUUUUGAUCCCGAUAUACCCCAGCGCUUAUGGCAUGCUGGAGCGCGUGAUGAAGAAGGUGAGUUGAUGGAGAUGGAAGUUAUAGAUUUACAACAUGGUCGUACAGUCAAGUCAGGAUCAGAUUCAACAACCACUCCCAGUGGUCGAGAUUUUGUUGAUAUCGAUGAUAUUCUAGACUCACCGUUGCCAGUGACUUCGUCCCCAAACACAAUAUCUGGAGGCAAACAGACAGUUUCACAUUUCUUUCGGUCACAGAACACCAAAUAUGACUCGAAUGGUGGGGCCCCCGAGUCUCAAGACUUGGGAAAUGCAACUAGUGUUGAGCCCCGUCCCAAUUAUGAAUUAUUUACAGAUGGGCAGCUCAGCAAACAGAUCGCGUCGUAUGGGUUUAAGGUGGUAAAGAAACGUGCUGCGAUGAUCGCAUUGCUAGACCAGUGCUGGACAAGCAAACAUCAAGGCAAAUCAGCUGGUUCAACACAACAUUUGUCAACGUCUAGCCGUACCCCAACGCCAGCUCAACAAGAGUCUACAAGUGAUGUCCAAAACAAAGCCCCUUCAAAACCCCAAGGACGCGGCCGGAGGAAGAAAGAUGGCGAGUCAGUAACAUCAAUUGCCAAACCCACUCCAUCAGAUACAUCCAGUUCUAAACGGCCACGAGGUCGACCAAAAAAGAAUGAGACUGCACCCACCACUAAGGCAGAGUCUAGUACCUCAAUACCAAGCCCUAGGCGACCGCGUGGUCGUACUAGAAAGCCGAGUACUACUUCUGUUGAAAUCCCAGAUUCUGAGAAUGAAACACCAUCACCCAUUUCCUCGCCUGACCCGGUCUUCUCUUCGCCGCCUCUGUUGGAUCUAACAACCUCAGAAGAGGGUGAUAUGUCUCUGAAUAUGUCGCCGACUGAUAAACAGGCAGAGUUAUUUAAGCAUAUAACUAAAGCUGUGACUUCAACACCUCGUUCACAAGAUCCGUCAAGUCCGUCUUGGUAUGAGAAGAUGCUUCUUUAUGACCCUAUCAUCCUCGAAGAACUCGCAUCUUGGUUGAAUGGGGGCGAGCUAACACGUGUUGGGUACGAUGGGGAAGUGUCUCCAUCUGAUGUGAAGAAAUGGUGUGAAAGUAAGAGUGUUAUUUGUCUCUGGCAACAGAAUACCAGAGGGAAGGAGCGCAAGCGAUACUGAACUAUUAUGAGAUUACGAGCUGAAUGUCCGAUGACUGUACUCAUAAAGAGCGUUCUCGUUAAUUAGUGAGCUAUAAUAUAAUCUAACCACGGAUUAUACACUUGCG
Messenger RNA from Xylaria bambusicola, 3169 nucleotides. RefSeq lists its product as uncharacterized. Gene Ontology annotation, biological process: DNA replication; regulation of DNA-templated transcription; DNA repair. Gene Ontology annotation, cellular component: nucleus; Slx1-Slx4 complex; chromatin. The coding region runs from base 400 to 3063 and encodes 887 amino acids. Gene Ontology annotation, molecular function: 5'-flap endonuclease activity; DNA binding. The transcript has a single exon. The record is from RefSeq and is a predicted model, not a curated record. Lineage: Eukaryota; Fungi; Ascomycota; Sordariomycetes; Xylariales; Xylariaceae.